UUUUUCCUUUUCUGAUUUUUGGAAAACGCUUAUCACUAUGUCGGAAACGGCGCCUGUUGCAGCUCCUGCUGUCUCCGCUCCUGGGGCAAAAACUUCCGCUAAAAAACCGAAGAAGACGCCAGCUACUUCUAAAGCCCGUAAGCCUCCAGGUCCCAGCGUGACCGAGCUGAUCACCAAGGCGGUGUCCGCUUCCAAGGAGCGCAAAGGGGUCUCGCUGGCAGCUGUUAAGAAGGCUCUGGCCGCCGGAGGGUACGAUGUAGAGAAAAGCAACAGCCGCAUCAAGCUGGGGCUCAAGAGCCUGGUGAGCAAGGGCACCUUGGUGCAGACUAAAGGCACCGGCGCAUCGGGCUCCUUCAAACUCAAUAAGAAGCCUGGCGAGACCAAGGAAAAGGCACCGAAGAAAAAGCCAGCGGCAAAGCCUAAGAAACCAGCUGCCAAGAAACCCGCCAGCGCCGCCAAGAAACCCAAAAAGGCUGCGGCCGUGAAAAAGAGCCCGAAGAAAGCCAAGAAACCAGCAGCUGCCGCAGCUAAAAAAACGGCCAAGAGCCCGAAAAAGGUGAAAGCCGCCAAGCCUAAGAAGGCAGCUAAGAGCCCGGCUAAGGCCAAAGCGGUGAAGCCUAAGGCGGCUAAGCCCAAACCGACGAAGCCUAAAGCGACGAAGGCUAAGAAGCCAGCGCCCAAGAAGAAGUAAACGGGCUAGAAAGAAUGUCAUGCAGAGAAAGCCAACGGCUCUUUUAAGAGCCACCCACCCUUUCCCAGAGGAGCUGAAACACCAGGUUCGCUUAAAUAACCUCGUGCUGCUUUUCAUGAAGCGCCCAACUUUCAGAAACGAAAGUAAUAGAAAAUAGGGAGACAAAAUUAGAAUCAGUUUUGUACAUUUUCCUUCGCCCGCGACAAGAAAUAACAAUAUCAGUUCUUUAAAAUGCGGGACGUUAAUUCAUCUAUAUUCGAGCUGGGUGUAUUAAAAUCGAUCCAGAGCAUCAGCCCAAAUUCACGAUCACUAGCAGGCAAAUUCUUCCCUUAUCCACCCAGCAGAAAACAACAACAACCCCAAACGGAGGGGAACGAGCUUUAGCAAUCAUGCUUAUUGUGUAAAAGGAGGGGGAAGGUGGCCAUUCCUUGCACAUGAGCUUCGGUCCAGACAGGAUUUAUUGUCUAGUAGGAGGGGCGAGUGAGGACUGCGUGUGAGGGCAAACUGCGUGACCUAGACACACACACACACACUUUUCUGCCUAGCUGGCAGUGGUGGGAUCAGGAUUAAUCCCGUUGGUGAGUUUGAAAAGCCCGCGCUUUGCAAGGAUUGGCCUGUGGCAACUCGUUCCCGCUUCUCUUAUUGGAGGUAGGGAGAGUCACUGUUAAAUCCAUAGGUCCCCAUGUAAGAUGGUGAGUUGUGUGUGGAGUACUGUCAAUUUACCAAGUACAAAAUACCUUACACGGGGAUUUUUGUUUAUCUUCAAAUCAGAUAUGUCGGGCACUUGGAAACUUUUAUUCUCUGAAAGUGGAGCACUAAUAAUGGGGAAUGGGGGGGAAGAAGCAUUUUUCAUUGUUCUCCCUUUUUCAUUGAUUAAUACCUGUUCUGUUCAUACUCUCCUCCAUCGCCACCUCUGCUUUCUAUCUUUGUUUCUCUCCCGGGCUGUGCUUUCAGUCUUUUACCCAAUUCUCUAGAAAUCACAUCCUUACUGAUGCUUCUCAGAAUGACCUUCACUCGAAUACAUUAGGAAUUCCCUAAGGGUUGGGAAGGACAUUUAGAUCUAGUGUAAACCUCUGCCAGUUGUUCCAACUGAUAACCGUUGAGAUUUCUAUCCCGUAUAUGGACCUGCCAUUAGAGAAGAAGGAAACACAUUUGUUCCAGAGGGUUUUACAGAUAUUUUCUUACAACACAAGAAUGUUGAGAUUCCGGAAUCCUAGGUUUUAUUCCAGACUCUAGA
Messenger RNA from Trachemys scripta elegans, 1928 nucleotides. Its product is annotated as histone H1-like. NCBI's taxonomy places the organism in Eukaryota, Metazoa, Chordata, Testudines, Emydidae. The record is from RefSeq and is a predicted model, not a curated record. Gene Ontology annotation, molecular function: structural constituent of chromatin; DNA binding. The coding region runs from base 38 to 691 and encodes 217 amino acids. Gene Ontology annotation, biological process: nucleosome assembly. Gene Ontology annotation, cellular component: nucleosome. The transcript has a single exon.